ACCUGAGCAGCCUGAGAGGGGUCAUCCAAAGGAUCCAACUUGGCUUGACCUGAUGAGGCAAACUUCGGGGCAUGUGAAGAAGUUAGCUUUAGGAAGCGAUUCAAGUUCACCUCCACAGGUCAUGCCGCCUUCCGCUGCCGUGUAGGGAUCCCUUUGGCCAAUAACUGGCACAUGACCAGUGCACGGCCGGAAACGGCCGCCCGACGCAUUCGCACCCGCAGCCAUAGGUGGAAAACCGCUUUGGGCCGAGGGCAAAUCGAGAAGUGUACCAAGUUGUUCGCUUUUGCUUUGCUGUGCCAGUGGCUACCUCACACACUUUGCCGGCGGGAGCCGAAAACACCGCCGGGAACCCAAAACACCGGUGGGAAGCGAAAACCGGAUUCCGGGAAAAAAAAACGCUAGGGAACCGAAAGUCGGAUUCCAGGAGCCGAAAAUCUGCCAAAUCUGUUGGAGUUUGUAGGGUGAGAUCUCAUCCGCCUGCAGCCUGUUCAGCAGGGCCCGGACGUCAGACUCCCUCCAGGGAAUCGCCACAAAGCCUCGCUUGCGGAGGUUCUCAUAGACCAGGCAGUGCUGCCGCCGAGAGACGUACCGCGCCAAAGCCACGUUCAGCAAAGCCUUUUGGAUGCCAACGUCUGCAGGCAGCAGCGCGUGAGCAUGGAGCAUUUCGACCGCAGUGCCCUACUGCAGUUUCACCAGCAGGCCAUCACGCAUGCGCUGGCGCCACAGCAGUCGCAGAAGCAGAUGCCUUGCCAACUCAUCUUUCCCGACGACACCAUGGCGAUCGGCUCGCCGGCCUUGCCGCGGCAAAACCUCUUCCCUGCGGAUGGAGAAGGGCUUCAGGAAUCGGAAGAGGAGAGGCAGCGGCGCUUGUUGCAGAACGAGCCGAUUGUGGUCUACACCUCUCUCUCCGAGCAGGAGGUGCUUCUGCCGGAGAUUGCCAAGAGAGGACUUGCACUUCUACUGGUGCUCGCGCUGCAAAUGGUUUGCAUCAUCAUCAUCCUCACAGGUGGUGAGGCACACCAGUUGUUUGUGGAGGGCACCAGCAGUCCCAGCCAUCUGCAGGUGAUGCUCUAUGGGUCCCAGAUAGCACUACAGCCCAUCUUCUUGUUGGCCAUGUAUCUAUGGAGUGCAGACCUCUUGAAGAUCUACACCGUCUUGAGCCAGCUGCUCUUCGUGCUCAUGGCGGCUUUGGCCAUCCGAAGCCCCUUGGACAUGCUGGUCUGUAUCCUCUCGGUGCCCCUGAUCCUGCUGGGGGACGGCAUUCGGCAUCUGAUGAUGCCCCACUGCUUCGUCUUGAACUGAAGGGGCGCGUGCUCCACGCGCCUGCUGUGUGAGACAGAGCGGGUCACAAGCUGUCCGAUGUACAAAGCAGUGAGCCCGCGUUUCGGGCAGACAAGUCAAAAGCAGAGCGGCACAUGUUGGAAGCUGAGGGGGCAUAGUUUGACACAGGGAGACCUUCCAAAGACAUCCAAAGACUGGUUGGAGUUUGG
Molecule: messenger RNA, 1490 nt
Organism: Durusdinium trenchii
Lineage: Eukaryota; Dinophyceae; Suessiales; Symbiodiniaceae
Source: the annotation of a GenBank genome assembly